Pyricularia grisea is the source of this 288-nucleotide messenger RNA. RefSeq lists its product as uncharacterized. Bases 1 to 288 code for a protein of 95 amino acids. The transcript is spliced from 2 exons. Lineage: Eukaryota; Fungi; Ascomycota; Sordariomycetes; Magnaporthales; Pyriculariaceae. Gene Ontology annotation, biological process: nucleoside metabolic process. Gene Ontology annotation, molecular function: catalytic activity. The record is from RefSeq and is a predicted model, not a curated record.
AUGCCGCCCAAGAAGCUGCAAUCCGCGGACUACCACGUCGCCUGGAUCGCCCCCGUAUCCAGCCUCGAGCUGCUGCCAUCGCGCCUGAUGCUCGACGAGGAGCAUGAUGCGCCCGACUACGAUACAGCCUACGACGACAACGUUUACACAUGCGGAGCCCUUGCCAGUCACAAUGUCGUCAUCGCAACUUGCGCGCCGGGUAUGACCGGCAACGUCAACGCCGGUCGCGUGACAGAGAUUCUGAGCCACGACCGCUUCACGGUCGCGUUUCUACAGUUUGGAGCAUAA